AGGGGGUGGCGCGCGCGCCAUUUCUAGUCGUUUUCAAAGCGCCUCGCGCUGAUUUUCACGGGCCCAGCCGUCGGCCCCUGCUCUGCCCUGCAGCAUAAUAAAAUGGCUAAUCAGGUGAAUGGUAAUGCGGUACAGUUAAAAGAAGAGGAAGAACCAAUGGAUACUUCCAGUGUAACUCACACAGAACACUACAAGACACUGAUAGAGGCAGGCCUCCCACAGAAGGUGGCAGAAAGACUUGAUGAAAUAUUUCAGACAGGAUUGGUAGCUUAUGUCGAUCUUGAUGAAAGAGCAAUUGAUGCUCUCAGGGAAUUUAAUGAAGAAGGAGCUCUCUCUGUACUACAACAGUUCAAGGAAAGUGACUUAUCACAUGUUCAGAACAAAAGUGCAUUUUUAUGUGGAGUUAUGAAGACCUACAGGCAAAGGGAGAAACAGGGGAGCAAGGUGCAAGAAUCUACAAAGGGACCUGAUGAAGCAAAGAUCAAGGCCUUUCAUAUAAACGAAACAAACUUGAGGGCAAAGACAUUAUUUUCUACAAUUCCUCCUAAGACCGAAUAUAAUGUUGUGAGGAAGGCCCUGCUUGAGAGGACUGGUUAUACUCUGGAUGUAACCACAGGACAGAGGAAGUAUGGUGGUCCUCCACCAGAUAGCGUGUACUCGGGCAUGCAACCUGGAAUUGGGACAGAAUCAUCUUGCGGGGGCAGCAGAGAUAAUGUUCUUCCAGGAGAAAUGACGAAAAAUCAGAGGAGCCGGUUGACAACGGUCUUUGUAGGUAAAAUACCAAGAGAUUUAUAUGAGGAUGAGCUGGUGCCCCUUUUUGAAAAGGCUGGUCCCAUUUGGGAUCUACGUCUUAUGAUGGAUCCACUAUCUGGUCAGAACAGAGGGUAUGCAUUUAUCACCUUCUGUGGAAAGGAAGCUGCACAGGAAGCUGUUAAACUGUGUGACAGCUAUGAAAUUCGCCCUGGUAAACACCUGGGAGUGUGCAUUUCUGUGGCAAACAACAGGCUUUUUGUUGGAUCAAUUCCGAAGAAUAAGACUAAAGAAAACAUUCUGGAAGAAUUCAGUAAAGUCACAGGUUUAACAGAGGGUUUGGUGGACGUUAUUCUCUAUCAUCAACCCGAUGACAAAAAGAAGAAUCGGGGGUUCUGCUUCCUUGAAUACGAGGAUCACAAGUCAGCAGCACAAGCCAGACGCCGGCUGAUGAGUGGAAAAGUAAAAGUGUGGGGAAAUGUAGUUACAGUUGAAUGGGCUGACCCUGUGGAAGAACCAGAUCCAGAAGUCAUGGCCAAGGUGAAAGUUUUAUUUGUGAGAAACUUGGCUACUACAGUGACAGAAGAAAUACUGGAAAAGUCAUUUUCUGAAUUUGGAAAACUUGAAAGAGUGAAAAAGUUGAAAGAUUAUGCAUUUGUUCAUUUUGAAGACAGAGGAGCAGCUGUUAAGGCUAUGGAUGAAAUGAAUGGCAAAGAAAUAGAAGGGGAAGAAAUUGAAAUAGUCUUAGCCAAGCCACCAGACAAGAAAAGGAAAGAGCGCCAAGCUGCUAGACAGGCCUCCAGAAGCACUGCGUAUGAAGAUUAUUACUAUCACCCUCCUCCUCGCAUGCCACCUCCAAUUAGAGGCCGGGGUCGUGGUGGGGGGAGAGGUGGAUAUGGCUACCCUCCAGAUUACUAUGGCUAUGAAGAUUACUAUGAUGAUUACUAUGGUUAUGAUUAUCACGACUAUCGUGGAGGCUAUGAAGAUCCCUACUACGGCUAUGAUGAUGGCUAUGCAGUAAGAGGAAGAGGAGGAGGAAGGGGAGGGCGAGGUGCUCCACCCCCACCAAGGGGGCGGGGAGCACCACCUCCAAGAGGUAGAGCUGGCUAUUCACAAAGGGGGGCACCUUUGGGACCACCAAGAGGCUCUAGGGGUGGCAGAGGGGGUCCUGCACAACAGCAGAGAGGCCGUGGUUCCCGUGGAGCUCGGGGCAAUCGUGGGGGCAAUGUAGGAGGCAAGAGAAAGGCAGAUGGGUACAACCAACCUGAUUCCAAGCGUCGUCAGACCAACAACCAACAGAACUGGGGUUCCCAACCCAUCGCUCAGCAGCCGCUUCAACAAGGUGGUGACUAUUCUGGUAACUAUGGUUACAAUAAUGACAACCAGGAAUUUUAUCAGGAUACUUAUGGGCAACAGUGGAAAUAGACAAGUGAGGGCUUGAAAAUGAUAUUGGCAAGAUACGAUUGGCUGUAGAUCUACAUUCUUCAAAAAAAUUGGCUUAACUGUUUCAUCUUUAAGUAGCAGUUUGCUGCCAUUUGUAUUGGGCUGAAGAAAUCACUAUCGUGUAUAUACUCAAGUCUUUUUAUUUUUUCCUCUUUUCAUAAAUGCUCUUGGACAUUAUUGGGCUUGCAGAGUUCCCCUAUUCUGGGGGUCACAAUGCUUUUAUCGUUUCAGGCUUCAUUUUAGCUUCAAAACAACCUGAGCACACUGUUAAAUCAUGAUUUUGCAGAACCUUUGGUUUUGGACAGUUUCAUUUUUUGGAUUUGAGAUAGAUUACAUAGGAGUAUGGAGUAUGCUGUAAAUAAAAAUACAAGCUAGUGCUUUGUCUUAGUAGUUUUAAGAAAUUAAAGCAAGCAAAUUUAAGUUUUCUUGUAUUGAAAAUAACCUAUGAUUGUAUGUUUUGCAUUCCUAGAAGUAGGUUAACUGUGUUUUUAAAUUGUUAUAACUUCACACCUUUUUGAAAUCUGCCCUACAAAAUUUGUUUGGCUCAAACGUCAAAGCCGUGACAAUUUGUUCUUUGAUGUGAUUGUAUUUCCAAUUUCUUGUUCAUGUAAGAUUUCAAUAAAACUCAAAAAUCUAUUCAAAACAUUACCUAUUUCAAAUUCAAUUGUGUCAUAAAACAUUAUUUUAUUCGUAAUCCUUGCAAGGAAUAUUGUUUUCAAACUAUAAACUGCCUAUGUGAGUGAUCAAAUUCAUGCAAAAUUUCUUGUCUAUUCCAAUAUGUAUCGUGGCUAUCAGACUGAGGAUUAGUCUAAAUUUUAGUAUUUAUUCCAAAUAGCACUUCAUUGAUUGGUGUUCUCUCAUAGUCUCUUCUAAUUUUGAAAUUUUAUCCUUUACUUUUAUAAAACAGGUUCAAAGGCUUUUGAACAUACUUGCAGGCAUUGGAUAAUUUGUGUUGAAUAAAAUGGGGUUAGAGAAGCAGACUGCAAUUUAUUUUGACCCACAUUCUUUCUAUAAAGGAUAAUUUGUUGUCUGAAAACUUUAUUUGCUGGAUAAGUGAAUGCAUAUGACAAGAAAAAAUGUUAGUACUGUGGCGUCAAUUGCACUGCGGACUAAACUCAGUAUUAGUGUACAUGAUGGGGACUACCACUUUGUUAUUGGUUUAGGAAUAUAAUUUUCUAUUGUUAUGUAAAUUUGCUUUGAGAAACACAUGCCUUAUAAGAGAGGCUUAAAAAUACCUAGUAGACAUACUUCUGACUUUCUGUUAAUACUGCUUAUUUUUAUUUUUUUACUAUCCCUAAAGUUUACUACCCCAAGGCAUAACAUCUAUUUCCCUCUUUCCUUUAGAAAUUCUCAUUUAUUAUGACGACAUUUUUGUUUGAGAAUAAGAGGAACAAAAGAAUCCAAACUUUACAGUGCAGAAAAGUCUGGAUCACUUUCAAAUUACCAUAAAAUUUUCCCUUUCGUUUUGUUCUUAGGUGGGUCUAAAAUGUUUUUAAAUUAUAAAAAUAGCCAUUGGGGAAUAAUUAAAAUGGACACAUCUUUAUUUUGUGUUUUGUUCCUGUUUGGUGUCAGCAAUAUUAGAUUUCAAAAUCAUAAGUUGCUUAAUUUUUUGUGAGUUUGGCUAGAUCAUAUUUUGGGUUUCAUAGCAUCUCUUGAUUUCGAGUAAGAAAAUAUUUGCUGAUGAAAGUAUAUCUUAUUUCUCUUUAAAAGUGCACUUAACUACAUAUACAGUAAGUUAACAGGCAUUAAUAUUCCUAUUAUGUUUUUGUAAACUGAUAAAGAAAUUAUAUAAUCUGUUUUAGAGUAGCUUCAAGUCAACAUGGGUAUCUCUAUUUGGUAAAGCUUAGAUCAGUUUGUUUUUAUGCCCAUGUGUACAAGUGAAGACACCAAACAUGCCUUAAAUGCUGCUUUUAAACUUAGAAAAUACAAUUUGAAGCUAUAAAUCUAAAUUAGACUUAAAUAAAACCCUGAUUUUUAUUUUUUGUUAAAGAAGAAGGGUCUACAAAUAAAAUUUGAGUUGUUUGUAUUUCUUUAAAGUUUUAUGGUACCAGCUACAAAGUUGUCAAGAAAAUUAGGACUGGGAAUAGAAAUGAUUCUGAAAAAGUAAUUUAUUGUGCUCCCCGCCCCUAUCCUAAAAUAUAAACCUUAGCAAAAACAUAAGAACAAAACUUGGGUUUCAUGUCAAAGUCCUUUUAAUUGUGAAUUAUAUUUUACUCUCACGAACUAAAAAUAUAUCAAUAGAAAUGUUCCUCUAAUAUUGCUUUAUAGGGUUUUUUUGUGGCUAUUUUAUAUAACAGAAGAAAACUUUAUAAACAUUAAAUCUCACUUUAGAGCUUUUCCCUUGUUGAUGUCUUGUAAACUAUUGCUGUAGCAGCAUUCAGAGAAAAUAGAUCCAGACCUCAACUUUUCACAGAAAUAAAUCUAACAAUCUAAUAUAUAAACCUGAAAAAUGUCAGUUGAGGGAGGUCUUUAGAUUUGCAUUAGGUAUUUUUUAAAUAGGCACAAAAUAUGACUUCUGAAAAAUUUGAUUUUCUGCACUCCUGCCAUCUUUUUUUGUUCCCCAACCUAAUUCAUUUGGUUUUAUUUAUGAGCCUGCUACAGUAAUGUGUAUGUUGGGAAAUAAUAUAUACUUUAUAUUGAGGUAGAACUCUUCUUUUUAGGUACCCACCUGAGAUUGACAUAAAUAUACCCCUUCCCCAUAAUGGAAUGCUAAUUUUUAUUUGAUCACUCAUUUAUAGCAGUUGCUUAAAUGUAUGUAUUUAUAUGAUGGUGUUUUAAUUUUUUAAAAGCAAAAAAGUUCUAAUAAGUUGCCAGAUUUCUAGUAAAUUCAAGUUUACUUGAUCAAUUGAUAUGGAAAUUGAAUUACUGUGGUUCUGUAGGUUUUUUUAGACAAAAGAGUUCAGCAUAAUUAUUUUUUAGUUUUUAGUUACUAGGGUUAUUCUGCAUAAGAAAGCCCAAUGCUUUCUGUUAGUAGAUAAUUUUUCUCUCAUUUGACUUUGAAAUCUGACUUAGGGGCUAACUCUCUUUAAAAAAGGUCAGCAUGCAUCAAAAUAAAUUAUAUACGUAUUUUAAAUUCCAAAAGAGAAGGGACAUAAAAUUCCAUUCCUAGUAUAAAGCCAUAUAAUAUUCUUGAAACUCAUUACAUCAUUUGCCUCCUGCUCAUUUGGAUAAUCAUACCUACGUUUUAUUAAUUGUGUAUUAUUUGUAAAACCAAACCCUUCCAGUAAAUACUUGCUAUAAGGCUAUUAUUUGUCAAUUAAAAAGACUUCUAAUUAUGCUAAAAUUUGUUCUGAUUUUCCAAAGAGAAUUUUAUUAAACUGAGCUGUCCAGUAUUCUUAAAGAAAACCAACUGAAGUAUGUGGAAGAAAUGUUGAUGUUCUUUAUUAUGUAGAGUCUUUUACUUGAGCAGUUACGAAAAAGCCUUAUAGAAAGAGUGCACUGGACUUAUAAGUGUGUUUAUGUUUCUCUAAGAAUGAGAGCUUCUGUUAACUUAGUUCUGAGUAAGCUGGUGGUUGGGUGACAAGACUAGAAAAUCCAGAAUGACAAAUCCAUUAAUCAGGCAUGUUUACUUUUGCAUUAGAAGUUGGUUGAUUAGUUCUUAUUUUUGAAAUGCAAACACCAAGCUUUAAAAAUACUGCAUAUUUUAUGUAUUGGUCAGUAAUUUAAAUAUAAAUAUUUAAUUUGAAGUAGUUAACUGUUACUCUUUCUAGAAACGUUUUUUUUUCUUUUAAGAUAUAUAUAUAUAAAUAUAUAUAUACAUAUAUUUUUUUUAUUUAGAGGUUACCAGAAGCUCUGGGUUUUUUGUUUUGUUUUUUAAUCAUUUUCAGAUGUUAUCCAGAAAUCUGCAAGUGUACUUUUCCUGUUUUAACUCCUUCCUUUUAUCACCUGACUAUCAGGGAAGCGAGGUUGAGGCUGCCCUGACCUGACAUGUCAUGAUGUCGACUUGCUAGGUGGGGUUCGCUGGGGACGAUAACCAGUGGAAUUGUUGGUAAGAACUUUAUUUUUUCCUAUUUUUUUUUUAAAUCAGUAGUGGGGCAUUAAGUAUGGGAGAAUGCCCAUAUCCUAUAAGUGGGCAUUUAUGUCAGCCUUGCAGAAAGAUAAGAUUUUAAUUUAAAUAAUUCUGUUCUUAACAGGAACAUAUAAUAAGUACUUCAUACUCUUUAUGCUCAAAUUGGUAGAUUAGCAGGAACGGCCUGCAAGUAUGAAGUAAUGAAAUACUCAGGGUAUAUUUUAAGUGAUGAAGAUAGACACUUUAUUAGAUAGACUAAAUAGUCUUUUGGAGAGAAAAUAAAUUUGCUUUAUUUUACUGUGAUUUCAAUCCCUUUAAUAUCUUCAUUAUAUUUAUUUACAUCAUUAUAUUUACAUUUUUACUGGGUAUGUUAGCAUACAAUGCAUCUUAAGAGAUGUUUACUAAUACACUAGUAUUAGUAAAAAUAGGAAGGUGUUGAUAGAAUGGAGGGUUUAAACACUAGAAGAAAUUAUUUUUUAAAAUCCUCCAAAAGAAAUCUUAACGUUGUAAAAUGAAACUUAAAAGUAUUAGCAAUUUGAAAAACAAUAGUUGACUAAAGAACAUUUGAUAUGACUUUGGGUCCAUAGGAAAAUACAUAGCUGAAAUAUUAGGACCUUGAACAUAGCAGAAACACAAAUUAAUUAACAACUUGUGUUUCGUCUGAAACCCAGGACAGCUGAUAGGAUUAGUAGGUAUUGGUAGAAUUAAGUCAAUUUUUAGAUGAUUGCUAAAGAUUAGAAUCUUUUAUACUCGGUAGGGGAUUCCUUGAUGGUAAAGUAUAAAUUGAGGAAAUCAAUAACUAGGUAUUUCUGAUUAUACCACAUGAAAAUAUAACAGAAGCACUAAAAAUUAAAAGUAAUUAUGGAUUGGAGAACCACCUCAGUAUUCUUAUGCCUCCUUGUUGGUUGAGUGUAUCAGUCUAGGAAGACUCACCUAGGUGUUAAACGUGUGCUAGUUGAUGUCAUGAAUAUAAACCCUGAUCUGUAAGCUUGCUGUAGAUGAGCUACACAUCACUGCAGUGAGAUUAUACUUUUAAGAAUUUCAGUGAUUGCAUCAUUGUGUUAAGGUGCUUGUUUCUCUUCAGACACUUUUUGUGCAUGUAUCAGUGAUAGAAAAGAUCAGGAUAUAGAACUUUAAAUAUUGCACUUAAUAAUGUGCUCCUUGGGAAGUUUUACAGUAA
This is a messenger RNA of Hipposideros armiger (great roundleaf bat), 7382 nucleotides long. It is a transcript of the gene HNRNPR, whose product is annotated as heterogeneous nuclear ribonucleoprotein R. The coding region runs from base 103 to 2175 and encodes 690 amino acids. The record is from RefSeq and is a predicted model, not a curated record. The transcript has 13 exons. Gene Ontology annotation, molecular function: RNA binding. NCBI's taxonomy places the organism in Eukaryota, Metazoa, Chordata, Mammalia, Chiroptera, Hipposideridae.